AUGGCCCUUAGGAACAAGGACCAACACAGGCUAGAUGCCGAUGCUGUUACGGUGGUAUCUAGGCAUUAUGGCGAUAUUAGCGAAGUCCCGUGGGAUGUCCAAAAAUACUACGAACAACGGUACAGUCUGUUUUCGAAAUACGAUGAUGGCAUUUGGAUGACGGAUGAUGGAUGGUUUGGCGUGACACCUGAGCCAAUUGCCAACUCAGCAUCUUCUGGAACAUUCUCCCCCGAGAGGAAUGUCCUCAUUGAUUGCUUCGCGGGCGUCGGUGGCAACACCAUUGCUUUCGCACGCACUCAUCGAUGGCUCAGAAUUCAUGCUAUCGAGGCAGAUCCCACUACCCUAGAGUGCGCCAAACAUAAUGCUCAGAUUUACGGCGUCAGUGAACGAAUCUCGUGGUACCAGGGGGACUGUUUCGAGAUUUUAAAGGAUGCCUUUCCCGAACAAAUGGACGACUGCGUUAUUUUUGCAAGCCCUCCGUGGGGAGGGCCGGGUUAUCGAUUUGAGUCGGUCUUUGACCUCUCUGCUAUGCAGCCUUAUCAUCUUUCUCAGCUUAUGGCUUGCUUCCAAAGUGUGACUGACAACAUUGUUAUCUAUCUACCACGGACGUCCGACAUUCGUCAGCUUGCGGCCAUCGCAAGAUUCUCUAGUAAGGUCGUUGUGACACACUACUGCAUAGAGGGAGCGAGCAAGGCGAUAUGCGCUUUUUUCGCAAAGUGA
Molecule: messenger RNA, 720 nt
Organism: Bacidia gigantensis
Lineage: Eukaryota; Fungi; Ascomycota; Lecanoromycetes; Lecanorales; Ramalinaceae
Exons: 5
Coding region: 1-720 (239 amino acids)
Biological process (GO): 7-methylguanosine RNA capping; 7-methylguanosine cap hypermethylation
Cellular component (GO): nucleus
Molecular function (GO): RNA cap trimethylguanosine synthase activity
Source: RefSeq, a predicted model, not a curated record